Messenger RNA from Loxodonta africana (African savanna elephant), 850 nucleotides. It is a transcript of the gene RASL10B, whose product is annotated as RAS like family 10 member B. The record is from RefSeq and is a predicted model, not a curated record. The transcript is spliced from 4 exons. Gene Ontology annotation, molecular function: GTP binding; GTPase activity. Bases 239 to 850 code for a protein of 203 amino acids. NCBI's taxonomy places the organism in Eukaryota, Metazoa, Chordata, Mammalia, Proboscidea, Elephantidae.
CCGGGGAGCCGGGGGGCAGCGCCGGAGCCCGGGGGGAGCGUGGCCCCGCCGGCCGGCCGGCCAGGGCGGGGGGCAGCUAGGACGGCGCCGGUCCAGGUGGAGGCCACAGAGGACCCAGGGCAAGCAGGAGCAGCAAUGGUUGGUCCUGACGGUGGCUGAGCCCCCAGCCCCUGGAAUAUGCAGCCCGGGGGGGCCCCAGGCAGCGGCAAGGACGCGGCGGCGGAGUGGGGCGGGAGGCAUGGUCUCCACCUACCGGGUGGCCGUGCUGGGGGCGCGAGGUGUGGGCAAGAGUGCCAUUGUGCGCCAGUUCCUAUACAACGAGUUCAGCGAGGUCUGUGUGCCCACCACCGCCCGCCGCCUCUACCUGCCUGCUGUCGUCAUGAACGGCCACGUGCACGACCUCCAGAUCCUCGACUUCCCACCCAUCAGCGCCUUCCCUGUCAACACGCUGCAGGAGUGGGCAGACGCCUGCUGCAGGGGACUCCGGAGCGUCCAUGCCUACAUCCUGGUCUACGACAUCUGCUGCUUUGACAGCUUUGAGUACGUCAAGACCAUCCGCCAGCAGAUCCUGGAGACGAGGGUGAUCGGCACCUCGGAGACGCCCAUCAUCAUCGUGGGCAACAAGCGGGACCUGCAGCGGGGACGCGUGAUCCCGCGCUGGAACGUGUCGCACCUGGUGCGCAAGACCUGGAAGUGCGGCUACGUGGAGUGCUCGGCCAAGUACAACUGGCACAUCCUGCUGCUCUUCAGCGAGCUCCUCAAGAGCGUCGGCUGCGCCCGCUGCAAGCACGUGCACGCCGCCCUGCGCUUCCAGGGCGCGCUGCGCCGCAACCGCUGCGCCAUCAUGUGA